Phacochoerus africanus (Common warthog) is the source of this 1948-nucleotide messenger RNA. RefSeq names its product UDP-glucuronosyltransferase 2C1-like. Lineage: Eukaryota; Metazoa; Chordata; Mammalia; Artiodactyla; Suidae. The coding region runs from base 107 to 1696 and encodes 529 amino acids. The transcript has 6 exons. The record is from RefSeq and is a predicted model, not a curated record. Gene Ontology annotation, molecular function: UDP-glycosyltransferase activity.
UCAUCCCAACCUACUAUAUGACUGGGAGUGUCAAGCACAGAUCUUUGGAUUGGGAAUUUCAUGUGCUUGGUUUAAAGCCCAGAUUUAGUUUGAGGAAGAGUUAAUCAUGAAGACUGUGAAGGGCUUCUGUGUCUUUUUCGUGCUGCAUCUAUGUUUCUUCGACUCAGGAAUGACUGGGAAAGUCCUUGUAUGGCCCAUGGAUUUUAGUCACUGGAUCAAUUUAAAAGUUAUUCUGGAAGAACUCCAAGUUCGUGGGCAUGAGAUAACCAUCCUGAUGCCUUCAUCAAGCUUUCUGCUUGAUCAUGCCAAGCUUCCCUUUAACGUGGAGAUCCUUCAAAUUUCAAUAAGCAAAGAAAGCUUAUUUGAAGAGCUGAAUGCUGAUCUCUAUACAAUCUCUUUUGAAGUGCCGAAACUUUCAUGGUGGAACAGGCAAGUCAAGAUGGCACAAAUGACCAGAGAUUUUUUUUGGACAACCAAAAGAGUAUGUGACAGCGCUGUCACAAACAAGGAGUUACUCAGCAGGCUACAGGCAGCAAAGUUUGAUGUCUGUAUUGCUGACCCUUUAAGCCUUUGUGGGGAGUUAGUGGCUGAGCUCCUCAAUAUUCCAUUUGUAUACUCUUUUCGUUUUUCCGAUGGAAAUGUCUUUGAGAGGCUGUGUGCUGGACUUCCUAUGCCUUCUUCAUAUGUUCCGAGCAGCACAUCAGGACUGACAGAUAACAUGACUUUUGUUCAGAGGCUGGAGAAUCGAUUAUUGUAUGCAGUGAAUGAAGUGAUAUAUACAUAUUUUGUAUUUCCCGAAUGGGAUGAGUAUUACAGCAAAGUUUUAGGAAAACCUACCACAUUAUGUGAGACUAUGGGAAAAGCUGAAAUGUGGUUGAUUCGAACCUCCUGGGAUUUCGAAUUUCCUCACCCUUCCUUGCCUAAUUUUGAAUAUGUUGGAGGACUGCACUGCAAGCCUGCGAAGCCCCUGCCUAAGGAAUUAGAAGAGUUUGUUCAAAGCUCUGGAAAAGAUGGCGUUGUGUUGUUUACUCUGGGGUCAAUGGUCAAAAACCUCACAGAAGAAAAGUCUAAUAUGAUUGCAUCAGCUCUUGCCCAGCUUCCACAAAAGGUUGUGUGGAAGUACUCAGGAAAAAAGCCAGAAACCUUAGGAGACAACACUCGGCUAUAUGAAUGGAUUCCACAGAAUGAUCUUCUUGGUCAUCCCCAAACCAGAGCUUUUAUUACUCACUGUGGAACCAAUGGGAUCUAUGAAGCUAUAUACCACGGGGUCCCUGUGGUGGGAAUCCCCCUGUUUGGUGAUCAGUUUGAUAAUAUUGCUCGUGUCCAAGCUAAAGGGGCUGCUGUUCAAUUAGACUUGCACACAAUGACGAGUUCUGACCUACUCAAUGCUUUGAAGGCAGCUAUUAACAAUCCUUCCUAUAAAGAGAAUGCUAUGAAGUUAUCAAGAAUUCACCACGAUCAACCUCUGAAGCCCCUGGACCGGGCGGUCUUCUGGAUCGAGUUUGUCAUGCGCCACAAAGGAGCCAAGCACCUGCGGCCAGCAGCCCACGACCUCACCUGGUACCAGUACCACUCUCUGGAUGUCAUUGGGUUCCUGCUGGCCUGUGUGGCAACGAUUAUAUUUCUGGUCACUAAAUGCGGCCUGUUUUGUUGCCGGAAGUUUGGUAAAACUGCAAGGAAGAAAAAGAGAGAGUAGGUUUUUUGUUUGUGUGUGUACCGGUUGAUCUGGAACAAUGUACAGAGUUCAUCUGAAUUCAUUCGGCCAUGGAUUGGAACCAGAUUCCGCUCCUGCUCUUCUGGGUGCCUGUCCAUUCCUCAGCUUUGUCACAUGCAACAUCGAAGAAUCGCCCCUACAAUGUGCCAUGUGACUUAGAAUUAAGGUUUAAGAUAAUCUAUUCCUUGAAAAGAGAUGCUAAACAAAUAAACACAUGGAAGAUGCUACCGUCAA